AUGGCGGGCGCUUCGCAAGCACCUCCUGUCCAUGAGGCGCUCGCCGAUAUGGAUAGCCAUAUUGCGCGCCUCAAGGACAAGGUCGAGGAGCAGCGAAAGGGCCUGCAGCACUGGCAGCCAUGGGACGCCGAGUAUGAGGCUCUCAAGGAAGAAGUGCAGGCCCUCGCCGAGUCUGCGACAGUCGAGGAUCUGCAGCGGAUACGUGCUGGCUUCGAUGGCGAGCUUCUGGUCGGCAAGGAACUCGAUGAAAUUUUUGGCCAACAACAGCGCUCUCGCGACCAAAUCGUCAACGUCCUGGAUCGACGCAUAGACUACGUCAACCAAAACGUUCGCACCCUGCAAACGCAGCUAGAAAAAACGGAACUCGAAGUUUUAGACGCCGAGGCUUCCAAUGAGCAAGGCGCCGUCGAUGAAAACGGCCCUCCCAUAACGGAAAUCGUCGAGGAACUGGAUCAAGACGACAAUGUUCUGUCCUUUCGCUUAAACCGACCGGGCGAGGCCCUGCCACGUGUCAAGGCUGCGCUUGAAAAGGCCGGCAUUGAUGCUCCAUCAUUAGAACCUCCGUCUUUAAAUCGACAGUCGGGUUCAGCUAGCCCCAGUGUUGCCAAACCUCCGCCUGCCAAGAAGGUCAAGGAGUCCAUACCGGUCACUCCCCAUGAGUCGGAACCAGAUCACGAGGUGACGCCUCCCAUCUCACGAAUGGCGAAGCGCGUAGGUGGCAUCAUGAAGACUGCAAAGCAGCAGGAGAGUAUCAGCAGCCAGCCGGCCAUUAUUCCUGACGACGAGGAUCCCGAUGAUGCAGCCCUUCGCCAACAGAUGCUCAAGUAUAGCAUGGGUGAGAUGGGCGCAGUCGUCGCUGAGCUCAACCUUGAAGAGAAUGAUGACGAUGAUGAUAAUUUUGACGAUGACGAAUGGCUAGAGGGUGAUGGCAUCGACGACGACGACGACGAUGAAGAAGAUGGGGAGGAUAAGUACGGCCGCUUUACCGGCCGCAUGAUUACCGACAAGUACCAAAGACGAAUGCUGGAGCUUGAGACCAAGCUCGGCGUGAAAUCUCGCUUCACCCAGAAAUUGGAGGAGGAAGCUGCGGAGAGGGACUCGGACGACGAUGACGGCGAGGGUAUCGGUCGCAUUCGCAUUCAGCCGAAGCCGAAGCCGUCCUCCUCGGCCUCUCCCUCGGCCGCACCUACAAAAUCCAUCGUCAAGGAGAUGACUUCUGCCAAGAACGAGCCCAAAAAGGGCGUCCGCUUCGCCAAUGAGCUCGACAUUGCCGAUGAGGCGGAGCCAAGCGCAACUCUGCCCGAGUCCAAGCGCGAUAGCGGCAAAGACAUCGUCGAGCCCAUGAGUGAGCUCAUCGUCGAGCGCAAAGCUGCAUCCAAGCCCGCUGCGGCCCCGCCAUCACAGCGGCCCUCGCGGUUCAAAAAGGCCGCGCAGAACCAACCAAGCAUCCCCAAGGGCCCCCUCGAUGUGCCGGCGUCCUUCCUCGCUCAGCACGUGCCGGACGAGGAGGAGCUGCCGGUUCCUACAGGGCCGGAGGGCAGGACCAUUGCCGACACGCUCGUCGAGAAGGGCAGCGUCUCGCGGCCCGCCGGUCCCGCCGUGGUCGACGACAGCAUGAUGGGCGUCGCGGCGGAGCACCAGCGUCUGCGCAGCCGCUUCAUACGCCGCGACGGCGGAGGGUUCCUGCAGGAGGACGAGGGCCCCGUCCAGGAGCUCGACGAGACCGAGGGAGGCGGCCAGCGCGUCAGCCGCUUCAAGGCCGCUCGCUUGUCUCGGCAUUAA
Messenger RNA from Cordyceps fumosorosea ARSEF 2679, 1782 nucleotides. RefSeq lists its product as hypothetical. Bases 1 to 1782 code for a protein of 593 amino acids. Gene Ontology annotation, biological process: negative regulation of transcription by RNA polymerase II; negative regulation of phosphatase activity. Lineage: Eukaryota; Fungi; Ascomycota; Sordariomycetes; Hypocreales; Cordycipitaceae. Gene Ontology annotation, molecular function: transcription corepressor activity; phosphatase inhibitor activity; chromatin binding. The transcript has a single exon. The record is from RefSeq and is a predicted model, not a curated record.